AUGUUUGGAACAAUUAAGAGCUGGUUCCAGGGGGCUGAACCUAUUAAUGAGAAUAAGUGGGACGCCAACACCGUCACCAUGCAACAACCCAAUAGCCCUGCUGCUCCUUCAAUGAGCCAGACCGUCACUGAACAGCCGGGUGGCGUUGAAUCCAUGGGUGUGCACAUGCGGGGUGGUGAUGGUGGCGAUAUUUGCUGUGGAAUGUGA
Molecule: messenger RNA, 207 nt
Organism: Penicillium longicatenatum
Lineage: Eukaryota; Fungi; Ascomycota; Eurotiomycetes; Eurotiales; Aspergillaceae
Exons: 2
Coding region: 1-207 (68 amino acids)
Source: RefSeq, a predicted model, not a curated record